Asparagus officinalis (garden asparagus) is the source of this 1328-nucleotide messenger RNA. RefSeq names its product GDSL esterase/lipase At1g09390-like. Lineage: Eukaryota; Viridiplantae; Streptophyta; Magnoliopsida; Asparagales; Asparagaceae. The record is from RefSeq and is a predicted model, not a curated record. Gene Ontology annotation, molecular function: hydrolase activity, acting on ester bonds.
UAAUAAAUUAUUACACAUCAUAACAAGCAAGACACCACACCCAACAGUCUCACGCGUUCUCUGCUUCAAACUCCAGAGAGAGAAAGCAAACAAAAACAAACAAAUCGAGAGGGGAGAGAGAAAGUUCGAUAACAUGAAUCAAGCAAUCGCGAUUUUUCUCUUGCUGCUCCUGGCUGCUGUAGCUAAUCGAGCCCGAUCGAAAUGCGGUGACGACGCCGUUAUCUUCACCUUCGGUGACUCUAACUCAGACACCGGCGGCCUCAUCGCCGGCCUUGGCUCCGACGGCCGCCUCAUCCUCGACUUCCUCUGUGAAAGUUUGAACACGAGCUAUCUAAGCCCAUACUUGGACUCUUUAGGCAACACUGAAUUCAGAAAUGGUGCAAAUUUUGCUGUUGCUGGUUCAACUACAUUGCCAAGAGACAGGCCCUUCUCUCUUCACAUCCAAGUGCUCCAGUUUCUUCGAUUUCGAUAUCAGACUCAACAUCUUGUUGCUGCUCAAGGUACGAGGAAUUUGUUCAAUGAGGAGAAGUUUAGGAAAGCAUUAUACGUGGUAGAUAUUGGGCAGAAUGAUCUUGCAGAGGCUUUUGCUAAAGGUUUGAGCUAUGAGAGAGUUGUGGGGGUCAUCCCAAACGUUCUCUCUGAGAUCAAAACUGCUAUUGAGGUUGUGUAUAAUACGGGUGGCAGAAAUUUUUGGGUACAUAACACUGGUCCCUUGGGUUGCUUACCUCAAAAACUCUCUGUGCCAAGAAAAAGAAGCAACAAUCUUGACCCAAACGGAUGCCUCGGUUCCUUCAAUGAUGCUGCUAGGAAAUUCAAUGAGGGGUUGAGUGCUCUCUGUGACGAAUUGAGUUCUGAAUUGAAGAAUGCUACCAUUGCUUAUACAGAUAUAUACACCAUCAAAUAUGAUCUCAUAGCUAAUCAUACCAACUACGGCUUCAAGAGCCCAAUAAUGGCAUGUUGUGGCUAUGGUGGACCUCCAUACAACUACAAUAUCAAUAUAACAUGUGGCAACCCAAGCUCACAAGCCUGUCAACAAGGACUUCAGUUCAUAAACUGGGAUGGAGUUCAUUACACCGAGGCGGCAAACUCUAUACUUGCUUCUAAGAUACUCUCUACGGACUAUACCAAGCCUAAGCUCAAGUUUGAUUACUUCUGCAACAUCUAAUUGAUGCAUAAAGAAAGAAUGAUUGAACAAUAUACUUGAUGUUGCACCCUUAUGCAAGGUGAACAUAAAUAUAUAAAUUUUGUUAUCAAAAAGGAAGUGAAGUCUGUUUUUUGGUUGUACUUUGUAUGUCUUUGAGCAAGUGAAAAUUUUAUUUUCUUCUUGA